AUGGGUGUCCUGAAAAAGAAGUCGGCCGCAAGAGGCACCGAAGGUGGAUCAAAAUAUAUUUGUGAUGUUUGUUCGGGCGACAUCACUGCCACUGUACGUAUACAUUGUACUGUCUGCGCGGACUACGACCUUUGCGUACCAUGCUUCAAAGAUGGUCUCCUGUCACGCGACCACAAACCCGCCGAACACGCGUACUCCGUCAUAGAACAACACUCUAUACCUAUUUACGAUCCUGGCUGGGGCGCGGAUGAAGAGCUAUGUCUAUUAGAGGGCGCAGAGAAUUACGGACUUGGUUCCUGGUCAGACAUUGCUGAUCAUAUUGGCGGCUACCGCAAGAAGGAAGAGGUCCGAGAUCAUUAUUACAAGACCUACAUUGACAGUCCUAAUUUCCCGUUACCUGAGCAUGCCGAUCCUUCAGAUAGAAUCAUCAUGGAAGAGAUGCCUAGGGAGAUGUUUCAGGCAAGGAAAAAACGACGGAUAGAGAUGCGCAAAGAACAAGCCAAGGCGGCACCGCCAGCGACGCCGAAGCAGAAGCCCACAGCCUCUGUACCCGCAUGUCACGAAGUCGCAGGUUACAUGCCCGGCCGUUUGGAGUUCGAGACUGAAUUCGCCAAUGAGGCGGAGGAAGCAGUUCAACACAUGCAAUUUGAGCCUGGGGAAGGUGUAAACCCUCGCACAGGUGAACUAGAACCCGAAAUGGAACUCAAAAUGGUCGUCAUGGACAUCUACAACUCUCGCCUCACAUCGCGGGCCGAUAGAAAGAAGGUGAUAUUCGAGCACAGCCUUCUUGAGUACAAAAAGAACACCAACAUCGAAAAGAAGAAGACUAAAGAAGAGAAAACCCUCCUCGACAAGGUCAAACCCUUCGCUCGAAUGAUGAAUCACCAGGACUUCACCGACUUCGCCGCAGGCGUGAACGAAGAGCUCAAUCUCCGGCAAGCCAUUUCGCAAUUGCAAGACUGGCGAAACAUGCAACUCUCCACAUUGAAAGAAGGCGAGAAGUACGAGCAAGAGAAACAGGCCAAGCUAGCGAAGCCACCACCUACUGGCGGCCAAUUCGACCGCCAACCGGGGUUUCGUCCUGAAAAGAAAGCGGAACCAAAAGUCGUACCAGACCUCUGUAUCGAGCUUACCGCAGCCGAGCUCCCGGAGCGGCUCAAGCCUGUCCCACCGCCUCCCCCGCAGCAUCAACAACCACCUUCUUCUCAUCAAAGAGGCCCCCUCACGAACGGCAAUGCAAAUGCCACGCCGGCCCCUCCCCCGGUAGCGCCUCACAAGACAAAGUACAAUAUACAAUCAUUACCGAAUGUACCCCGUAUGGACCUCAAAUCAGAGAAUGCCACAGAUAUACAGCUGUUGACGAGGGAAGAGGAGGAACUGUGCUCAGUACUAGGCAUCAUGCCCAAGCCUUAUUUGGCUAUGAAAGAGGGGAUCUUGAACCUCGCAAUGAAGAAUGGCGGACAAUUGAAAAGGAAAGGUGUCAGGGAGUUAUGUAAAAUUGAUCCGUCGAAAAGCGGGCGAUUAUUUGACUUUUUCGUGCACUCGGGCUGGAUACUCAAGGCAUGA
Molecule: messenger RNA, 1566 nt
Organism: Bacidia gigantensis
Lineage: Eukaryota; Fungi; Ascomycota; Lecanoromycetes; Lecanorales; Ramalinaceae
Exons: 3
Coding region: 1-1566 (521 amino acids)
Biological process (GO): chromatin remodeling; regulation of transcription by RNA polymerase II
Cellular component (GO): nucleus; SAGA-type complex
Molecular function (GO): transcription coactivator activity; chromatin binding; zinc ion binding
Source: RefSeq, a predicted model, not a curated record